Messenger RNA from Cantharellus anzutake, 510 nucleotides. RefSeq lists its product as uncharacterized. The annotation marks the transcript as partial. NCBI's taxonomy places the organism in Eukaryota, Fungi, Basidiomycota, Agaricomycetes, Cantharellales, Hydnaceae. The transcript is spliced from 4 exons. The record is from RefSeq and is a predicted model, not a curated record. Gene Ontology annotation, molecular function: flavin adenine dinucleotide binding; N,N-dimethylaniline monooxygenase activity; NADP binding.
CUAUCUUCCAAGCACUAUCAUGGUUGUUUACAGAGCUUAGCUUGCAAAUUUAGUUCUUGUUUCUCGAUGAAGUGGAUGGUGGAUAUUUUAAUGUCCCUGACAAUCCCGGAAUUGCUCCGGAACACUGCAGGGAAUGUUCAGCUACCUGUUAAAGCUGGAAAGGAAGUCGUCAUUUCACCUAAGAGGAUAGUUGUCGUGGGCGGUGGUGCCGCUGGAAUUAGCUUUUUGAAAGUGGUCCGAGAAUUCCAGGAGCAACAGAAGGAUUUAAACUGGGAUGUUGUACUGUAUGAGCAGCGGGAUGAUAUGGGUGGUAUAUGGUACGAGCAAAAGAACAAGCCCGAUCCACCUAUACUACCUGAGUCGAGUAUCUAUCCCCGUUUACGAACAAACACCCCGCACCCUCACAACACCUACUAUAAAUUCCCAUUUCCCCCUGGUACGGAUCUAUACCCUAUUCACACCAAGCUGCAUGAGUACAUGAAGGAUACUGGCGCCUUAGAAUUGAACGAC